AUGAGCGGCUCCACCAACAAGGACGACAAGGAGCGCUACCUCACGUACUCAAUCACAGUGCGUGCUGCGAACAAGGAGAAGGGCAUCGAGGAGGAGGUCGUCACGAAGAAGAUGGCCAAGUUCAUUGACGGCGGCCCCAAGGACUUCCUCGAGUGGACCUACCACUUCAACCAGCUGGCGAAGCUGAAACACUGGAACGCGGAGGACAAGUUCCUCAACACGACCAUCUUGCUCGAGGGCGAUCUCCGCGAGGCAUUUGAAGAUGCGUCGAUCACCGACGACGACGUGCGCAUGGACGAGGAGUUCACUCGCGCACUGCGCAAGGCAUCGGUUGUCGUGCUGCCGACGGACUACAGCGAGAAGCUCCAGGAGGAGCUGUGGGAGAUCAAGAAGUCCCGCAAUGAAUCGCUGUCAGAGUAA
Phytophthora sojae is the source of this 420-nucleotide messenger RNA. RefSeq lists its product as hypothetical. Bases 1 to 420 code for a protein of 139 amino acids. The transcript has a single exon. Lineage: Eukaryota; Oomycota; Peronosporomycetes; Peronosporales; Peronosporaceae. The record is from RefSeq and is a predicted model, not a curated record.